AUGCCCGAAGGAAGCGCGUCUUCCGAGACUGUCGCUCACGAUGACCUCUGCCCUAUCUGCCAACUUCUGCUCUUUACGCCGGUGAGAACGCGCUGCAAUCACCUGCUGUGUGCAUCGUGCAUGGCGCAAUGGGCCGAUGCUUCUACCACGAACAAUAUCGUGCAUUCCAGUUGGGAUGUCGAACUUGAAGACUUCGAUCCGAACUAUGAUCCCACAUACGACCUCGAGGCAAAUUGUCCCAUGUGCCGCACGCAUACCACUGCCUCGCCUGAUCAUGCGCUAGCAGAACAACUCAUACAAAAAUAUCCCUUGACAUACGCGGAGAGACGAGUGGAAGAGGAGGUCGAGAGAGGAAGUAGGGUUGGUCAGAAUGGUGUCGAGGGAGUCAUGAUCCUGAUCGGCAACAAGCAUAGUCUGGUCAGCGAAAGUGAGGACGCCAAUGAGCAUGAUUGGACUUUCUUCGUUAGAACAUCGAGACCAGAGCUCGUGGAAGAAGUCCGCAUAGAGUUGCAUCCAACCUUUCGACCUCCUCGCGUUGUCCUGCGCCGGGCGCCCUACCAAGUUCGCCGACUAGGCUGGGGUUACUUUACACUCGAGGCUGAGAUAAUUCUCAGGGCGCCUUAUACCUGGGUCCCAAGCGCCUCUGGAGAGAGACAGCGAGGUCUUGAGCUCACUUGGACACUUGACUUCACAGGCGAAGGACGGCAAGGCAGAGUCAAAGCGAAAGUGAAGAGGCUAGAGGAGCCACAUGGGCGGACACUGCGCAUUAGGCCAUUGCCAACUGUCGCGUCGCACAAUGAUGAUGAUGAAGAAGACGACGAGGACUAUGAAGACGAAGACGAAGACGAGGAUGAGGACGAAGACCAGUCGCACUACGAAGAAGAGGACCAUAGGAGACGGUAG
Molecule: messenger RNA, 903 nt
Organism: Boeremia exigua
Lineage: Eukaryota; Fungi; Ascomycota; Dothideomycetes; Pleosporales; Didymellaceae
Exons: 3
Coding region: 1-903 (300 amino acids)
Biological process (GO): regulation of DNA-templated transcription
Molecular function (GO): metal ion binding
Source: RefSeq, a predicted model, not a curated record